UGGAGAUUUAUUAAUGAUACUAAAGACAGAAGAAUGUUAGUUUAUAAAUCCGAAGAUAUCAAGAAUGUUUCACGUUUGCAGUCUCCAAAAGUGUGUGGUUAUUUAAAAGUGGAUAAUGAAGAAUUGCUUCCAAAAGGGCUAGUAGACAGAGAGCCACCUGAAGAGCUUGUUCAUCGGGUGAAGAGAAGAGCUGAUCCUAAUCCCAUGAAGAACACGUGUAAAUUAUUGGUGGUAGCAGAUCAUCGCUUUUACAAAUACAUGGGCAGAGGGGAAGAGAGCACGACCACAAAUUACCUGAUAGAACUGAUUGACAGAGUUGAUGACAUCUACCGGAAUACUUCAUGGGACAACGCAGGCUUUAAAGGUUAUGGAAUACAGAUAGAACAGAUUCGCAUUCUCAAGUCUCCACAAGAGGUAAGACCUGGUGAAAAGCACUAUAAUAUGGCAAAAAGUUAUCCAAAUGAAGAAAAGGAUGCUUGGGAUGUGAAGAUGUUGCUAGAGGAAGCUGACCUGGUUACAACUCAUGAAUUGGGACACAAUUUUGGAGCAGAACAUGAUCCAGAUGGUCUAGCAGAAUGUGCCCCCAAUGAGGAUCAAGGAGGAAAAUAUGUUAUGUAUCCCAUAGCUGUGAGUGGUGAUCAUGAGAACAAUAAGAUGUUUUCAAACUGCAGUAAACAGUCAAUCUAUAAGACCAUUGAAAGUAAGGCCCAGGAGUGUUUUCAAGAACGCAGCAACAAGGUGUGUGGGAACUCUAGGGUGGACGAAGGAGAAGAGUGUGAUCCUGGCAUCAUGUACCUGAACAAUGACACUUGCUGCAACAGCAACUGCACAUUGAAACAAGGUGUCCAGUGCAGUGAUAGGAACAGUCCUUGCUGUAAAAACUGUCAGUUUGAGACUGCCCAGAAGAAGUGCCAGGAGGCUAUUAAUGCUACUUGCAAAGGCGUGUCUUACUGCACAGGUAAUAGCAGUGAGUGCCCUGCUCCGGGAAAUGCUGAAGAUGACACGGUUUGCUUGGAUCUCGGCAAGUGUAAGGAUGGGAAAUGCAUCCCCUUCUGCGAGAGGGAGCAGCAGCUGGAGUCGUGUGCGUGUAAUGAAACUGACAACUCGUGCAAGGUGUGCUGCAGGGACCCCUUGGGCCGCUGUGUGCCCUAUGUCGACGCUGAACAGAAGAACUUAUUUUUGAGGAAAGGCAAGCCCUGUACAGUAGGAUUUUGUGACAUGAGUGGAAAAUGUGAGAAACGAGUUCAGGAUGUAAUAGAGCGAUUAUGGGAUUUCAUUGAUCAGCUGAGCAUCAAUACUUUUGGGAAGUUCUUAGCAGACAACAUUGUAGGGUCCGUCCUGGUUUUCUCGUUGAUAUUUUGGAUCCCUUUCAGCAUUCUCGUCCAUUGUGUGGAUAAGAAAUUGGAUAAGCAAUAUGAAUCUCUGUCGCUGUUUCACCCCAGUAAUGUCGAAAUGCUAAGCAGCAUGGAUUCAGCAUCAGUUCGAAUUAUUAAACCCUUCCCUGCACCCCAGACUCCAGGACGCCUGCAGCUGCUGCAGCCCACUCCUGUGAUACCUCCGGUGCCUGCAGCUCCGAAACUGGACCACCAGAGAAUGGACACCAUCCAGGAAGACCCCAGCACGGACUCACAUAUGGACGAGGAUGGCUUUGAGAAGGACCCCUUUCCCAAUAGCAGCACAGCUGCCAAGUCGUUUGAGGAUCUCACAGACCAUCCAGUCACCAGAAGUGAAAAGGCCGCGUCCUUUAAACUGCAGCGUCAGAAUCGUGUUGACAGCAAAGAAACAGAGUGCUAGUUUAGGAAUUCACUUUCUAAGCUCUUUGACUUAAGUGUGCAAAAUAUUUUUUACAGAUUUGACCUAAAAUCAGAGCAUAUAUUUUGUGAAGAUUUGGGGGAAAUGAGGAAGUGACUUAGCAGAUGCUGGUCAUGUGUUUGAACUUCCUUCUCAUAAACAAUACUCGUGUGGAUAGGUCCUUUUCCUUUUGAAGAGGUAAGGUGAAUCUAGCUUACUUUGAGGCUUUCAGGUUUUAGUUUUUUUUUUGAUCUUUAAAAUAUCCUUCAACCUGUGGUGCAAAAGGAGAAAAUAUAGCUGGAUUAGGUUAUGAACUUCUACAUUUUUGUAAAUUAACUUUUUAUAUUAAUAACAGCACUGAUUAGGGAGGUGAUCAAUUUUUCUUUUUUAUACACUGUAAUGAUCCGCUGAAUAUAAAGAGGCAUUUAGCAGUUAUUUGUGAGGACAACUGGAACAGAGAAUAGAUUUAUUUAUUUAUUUGCCUUCAAGACAAAGUAGUGAGAGAAACCUAGUUAUAUAUUAUCUCCAAAACGUGGGUCUGUUUCUAGGUAUUACCCAGAGCUUUUAGCAGCAGGGAGAACUAUACAAGUAAACUUAGAAAUUAUUUGGGUUAAUAUGUUUCUUCAUAAUCCUAAGGCUAGUACUUUCUAGAAUUAAACAAUCUAGAUUCUAGUAAAGGUUACAAAUAGUAGCCAGUUGAACUUAUAGAAUCCUGCUAACUGUUCAGGGCCCCAAUUUGCUGGGCAGUUUUUCUGUGCUUUUAAGUAUCUUCACAUAUGCCUAAUACUGUUGCUAUGCUCUUAAAAAGUUCUCUAUCCACAGAACAUAAACGACUUCAAAGUAUAAGAAAGAGGUAUGGUUGCCUGUUUUCAAAAGCUAGUGGAUAAGAAGGUGAGAUAUUUCUUACCAAAAGAAGAGGUCGUUCUGAGUAGGCAGAUGGGCUGGUCAGGACGGGGAGUGGUGCCUGCCCUUGGGGCUGGGGAUGAGCCCUAGACGAACUGACACUUCAGAAACCCUUUAUAUUGGCCCACAGUGGGUAUAUUCUUGCUUUGGUGCUUCAGGAUUCUGGAUGAUCUGCAUUUACUGUGUGAAGGAUAAAAAUCAUCAGCCUGAAUAAUGAUUUCCAUAAAAUUAUAGUUAAAAGCUUUUUUUUCUAAGAACUAAUGUGCUCACCAGCCAACACAUUUUAACUGAGGUGACUUGUAAACUUUGAGGGCAAUUAACCAAACCUGUGACAAAUCAUGCCCCCCCCCCCCCCAUGUUUGUUACGCGGAUACUCAUUACACUAAUACUUGAACUUGUACCUUAUGGUAUUUGCUAUCUUUUAACUAGUCACGAUAUUCUUAUAUGUUACACUUCUAGAAUUUGAUAUAAGGUGAGUGGGGUGUGUGGGUGUAUGUAUGAAAGUGAAACAGUUCUCAGAAUGUAAGAAAACCAUUUUUUAUAAAAUUGUGACUUUUUAAAAAAAA
Molecule: messenger RNA, 3260 nt
Organism: Galeopterus variegatus (Sunda flying lemur)
Lineage: Eukaryota; Metazoa; Chordata; Mammalia; Dermoptera; Cynocephalidae
Gene: ADAM17
Product: ADAM metallopeptidase domain 17
Exons: 13
Coding region: 34-1794 (586 amino acids)
Biological process (GO): Notch signaling pathway; membrane protein ectodomain proteolysis
Cellular component (GO): plasma membrane
Molecular function (GO): metalloendopeptidase activity
Source: RefSeq, a predicted model, not a curated record